GUACAACUCCUCAGAAGUAGUGUACAGGGUGUGUGCAGUCCCAGAGUCCAGGAACCGUGCAGUCCCAAAGUCUAGGAACCGUACAGUUCCAGGUGGACCAGACAUGACAGCGAGGCAGGGACACCCCCUGUACCAGAGCCAGACCUCCAGCUCACAGCACCUCAGGGAGCGUCAGAGGUUUUUCGAAGAUGUCCUCCAGCAUGAAGUGGACCUAUUUUGCCCGCACAUUCACCUGCGGAGCGAUCGCUGGAGACCUCCUCUGGACAGUGUGUCAUCAAUGGAGGUGAAUAUUGAUUCUCUGGAGUUGUCAGAACCUCUGGACAUUACUGAGUUGGAACCCAGCGAUGCUUUUCAACAGUAUGAGGAUCCGCUAAGCCCUCUGGUCACUCCUGCUGACCUCCAAGGAAUUGACUACUUCAGGCUUCGCUUCCCCUUCUCUGCUACUCCCGGCCAGCAGCAUCCAGCACAUGAUGGUGACGCUACAGCCAUGCAGGAGGAAGCUGCAGAUGUCCAACCCAAAGAACACAGCUCUACUGCAGAUUCUGCAAACAAUGGUCUCAACAAGACCCCCUUGUCUGACACACAAUGACCCACCAGUUUCCUCUGAAUAGACUAUGGUACUAGCCAGUGUCCUGUGGGAUUCCAUUCACUGGUCCAUUUACUAAGCAAACUCUGGCUCUAUGCUCUCAUGUGAACACACUAAGCUGUCAGCGUUAUCAGGUCUGUAAUCUGGUAAUACAGUAUACAUUGCAUUAUUGCCAGUUGAAUGGAGUCGGCCACACAUAACUGGGCAUUCAGCUGUUGCAGUGAGCUGCAUAAAAUGCUUUUUGUGUAUGGGAAGAAAUGAUAAUGCAUUCCACUAUUUUUACAAAGCACAUGUGUGGGUUCUAGCUUUGUUGAUGAGUAAGGUCAGCCUGCCCUUUUCAGAGGCCGCUAUACUAUUUAUAAUCAUUUUCUAGGAAGGACAUGUUGUUUGGAACAAAAGCGUAACUUCCUUCUAUUUCCGUCUGCACCGCUUGAAAUCAGACGAGGGGGUAAUAUGAUCAUAAUCCCGCUGCGAUUACAUCAGGGAUAACAUUGUAUUUGUGGCUCCCUCUAGUGGAUUUGCUGAUG
Nanorana parkeri is the source of this 1113-nucleotide messenger RNA. RefSeq names its product dysbindin-like. Gene Ontology annotation, biological process: negative regulation of protein kinase activity. The record is from RefSeq and is a predicted model, not a curated record. The transcript has 5 exons. The coding region runs from base 104 to 589 and encodes 161 amino acids. Lineage: Eukaryota; Metazoa; Chordata; Amphibia; Anura; Dicroglossidae. Gene Ontology annotation, cellular component: cytoplasm.